AUGGCCAACACAAAAUCUAUCUCAUUUGAUGAUAUCAUCAAGGCUGAUCGCCAGAAGAAAAAGCAAGAGGAACUCGCAAACCAACUCCUCGGAAAGAACCGCAGGUCAAGCGCUCCCGGAUCCGGCUCCGGUGCCAAUAGAAAAGAUACCAAAUCACAGACAGCGAAGCCGGGAAGCUUAGCAAGCCGGAUCGGAGUGGCCAAGCGCACUUCAUCUGCGACCGGAAAGGCUAGCAACACACCGUCGCCAUCGAAUGUCCGAUCGCGUGGAAAGGCAACCAAGGAUCGCGUGAACGCGGACCAGGUCCAGAGAGCCUUCAACUCGAACGGAAACCUGAACCAAACUCGUGGCGAUGCCCAAUACGCCAAUAAUCGCAACAACACUUUUUCUAUCAAGGGCGCGUCGGGUCCGUUCGUCGUGAUUGGUACGAACUUUGCGCCUGGGACCACCGCGGCGGAUAUCCAGUCUGCAUUUGAGCCCACCACAGGCCCAAUUCUCAGCUGCCGAAUUGUCGCCAAUAGUCCCGCCAUUGUUGCAGAAAUCACCUUCACAGAUAAAUCAACGGCCGAGUUGGCCGUGGCCAAUUUCCACAACCAGCGUGCGGAUGGAAGAAUUCUCAAAAUGAACCUCAAGUCAAACAGUACUCCCAAAGCUGCUCCCGCCGACCAGAAUCAUUUCGCUGCGCUGCGCGCUCAAGCUGAUCGCGAUCGAGUCCGGGCCCGCCGUGGCCAAGGCCAGCAACCCGACUUGCUGGCGCCACAAAACAACUCUCAAUCCGGCCUUUAUAGCGAUGAAAUGAUGGUCGAUGCGCCAGCGGAGAACACUCAGAAGAAAAACAACCAGCGAAGAGGGCGUCGUUGA
Messenger RNA from Penicillium olsonii, 861 nucleotides. NCBI's taxonomy places the organism in Eukaryota, Fungi, Ascomycota, Eurotiomycetes, Eurotiales, Aspergillaceae. The record is from the annotation of a GenBank genome assembly.